AUGAUGAUUAUCGAGAAAUAUUUCCUCGAUGAACUAUAACGAGUGCAAGUGUUCGAUGUAAUGUUUGAGGCAAACGCGGAACGAAAGACAUUUGCCACUGGUACGGUUUAUCCGCUCGGGUCAAAGUUCAAACAGGUUCGGCGCGAGCUGCUAGAGCAGACGUGCCCGCGCUGCGGUACCAAACUCGCUCAUUCGAUGAGCUGCGGCGCGCGCCUUACGAGUCUCGCGAACGCGCGAGGUCCUGUGUGACGCGCUUGAGUUCAGCGAGGGAACAGAACCAGAGAGACACUGGCGACUUCAGACGGUGUCGUCGACAACACUUUACUACCGUAACUGCUCGUGGUACUGAGUCACGUGUAUUAAAUAUUGAACGCGGACUAAUGGAAUAAUUACAGUAUGUUUUAACCUAUAGCGUUUUGUGUGUGUAUGAGAGAUAAUGUUUAUUUUACAAUUAGGAUGAUACAAUAAAAGUAAACAUUACGUUUUGUUACUUAAUGAAAUUGUGCUCAAAACAGUGUUCUUGUGCCACAUUUAAUUCAAUACGAAUUAAAAUGUAACACUGCUGAAAGUCUCUGACGAAAAACAAGGAUUUUAUUAUAGUAAAAGUACAGCGUAGUAGUCUAUACAGAUCUAGAGCUCGAGACAGAGUUUACUAAUACUACAUGGUUAAACUAGUGCAGGUAACGCCGUGGUUGUGUGUCGGAAGAGCUGAAGGACAUUGUCCGGCUGGUCACCUCAUUUCCGGUCACUAAUUUGACCGAGCGGCGGCAGAAACGACGCCACAUUUCUCUGUCGUGUAAUGACAGAAGAGCCGCUUCCCUUUGUUCACGCACAUCACCCCGUGUCUUUGUCCGUGGUUUGCGUGGGAGAAUGACGCAUUCUGUUGGUGAAUCCAGAGCCGCGCUACGGAGCGCUCCGGCCCAAUAGAGUUCACCAGAUUAUACCAAGAGAGACGGGAGGAGGUCAGGCGCUCGCCCGAACACCGCAGCUAGUUAUGAAUGAGCGCAAAAAAAGCGCCUCGAGCUGCCAGUACCGACAUUAAACACCCUUUUCCGCUUUACAGCAGCCGGUUAUCUUAAUGCUUCGUUUCUAGCGAAACUGUCAUACUUCGACGCCGACGCUCCCCUAUGCUUCCUCGGCAAUCCUCGCCCGGAGUGUGUUCGCGCCCCAUCGCGGCAUAAUAUACACAGAUAAAACGUUAAUUAUAAUUAAACACUGGAAGAUGUCCGUUCCGUUUUCAGCCGUGCGUCCUCGGACGAAAGGAGAGGUCACGCAGCAGACCAUACAGAAGAUGCUGGAUGAAAACCAUCAUCUGAUACAGUGCAUUAUGGACUAUCAGAGCAAAGGGAAAACAUCUGAAUGUACACAGUAUCAGCAGAUAUUGCACAGAAACUUGGUCUACCUAGCAACAAUAGCAGACUCUAAUCAGAAUAUGCAGUCUCUGUUACCAGCGCCUCCCAACCCCAAUCUAAACAUAGGACCAGGUGGCGGAGGUCAGUCUCUGCACGCUCAGGCUAAUAUGAAUGAUAAUAUGGCCACUGGCUUGCCACCCACCUCACUAAUGCAGAGCCAAAUGAGCAAUGGCCCCAGCCACGGCUUCACCCAGCAGCAGCCCAGCACAUCCAUGAGCCUGCCUGCCAGCAGUCAUGGCACGGGGCCUGGGUACAGCCACUCGGCACACACCUCUCAGGGUCAGGUGGCCUAUUCAUCCAUGGCCUCUCGUGCCAACCUCAACAUGCAGUCCAGCCAAGUUUCUAUGAUGCAUCAGCAAGGCAUUGGACCCCAUUACUCAUCCACCUCAGCAGGGGGUCAGCACUACCAGGGCCAGCAGACGGGAAUAAUGGCACAGGGAAACCAGGGGAACAGCAUAAUGUCACAAAGACCAAUGGGAAAUUAUCGUGUCCCACAACAAGGAUCAGCCCCGCAGUACAUGGGCCAGGAGGAGUUCUACGGAGAGCAGUAUGGACACACUCAGAGCUCCAGCGAGCCUGUUAGCCAACACUAUUACUCAGAUGGUCAUGGGGAGUAUUCCUAUCAGCAGUCUUCCUAUGGGGAGCAGAAUUAUGAGAGAUCCUUUGAUGAGUCGUCACAAAUCUAUUAUGAAGGAGUUUUUACAAGUUCAUCAAAUCACGGAAACGCUCAGUACAGCCAGCAGCAGAACCAGUACCAGCAGGGCUCCGGGACGCACCAGACCUACGGCUACGGCGCUCAGCCUCCGGGAUACGGUGGCGGACAUGCUCAGUAUCAGCAGGGUCAGAAUCAGCAGUACCCAUCAUACCGCUCCAUACAGCCGUCACAGAGGUCCUACUCUUUUGAACAGGGUCAGUAUGGAAACUAUCAGCAAUAAAGAGACGUGGCUUUUUUGUGUACAUCCCUCUUUACGCUGGACGCUGGGAAAACCGAGGAUUCUCCACCAGCCCUGUCUCACAGGCUUGCUACGGUAUCGAAAUCAAACUCUAUAUACACGGAAACAAAUUCGAUUUUUUUACAAGGGUCUGGAGUUUAUUUUUUAAAACUACUUUUAUCAUACAGGAUAUAUUAUUUUCUAUACCAGCACACUGAAGUCUCGGACACUUUUGCUUUUUUCUUGUUUGCUUGUUUUGCAUUAUAAGUUUUGUCAGUUGUCUGAAUGGAUUUAUGUUUUGAUAGCACAAAUAGAUGUUCUUGGCAUUUAUUUCAAAUUUAAAUACUGUAAUCAUACAUCUUAAUCGAAGAGAAGGCCAAAUUACAGACAAAUAGCCAAAGUUCAAAUUUUACACAUAUAAUAAGUUGUAUAUAGGUUUCUUUAUUGUAAUGCACACUCAUAUAGUACGAUGUUCUUCAACAGCGGUGUGAUGUUGUUCUCAUCAUGUUUUAGGAGACUGAAUGUUUAAGAUAUAGACAUGUUCAUGCCUUACUGUUGCUCUUACACUGUAUACUGUAUCAUAUGAACAAAAAAAAAGCAUUUGUAAAGGGGGUUAAAGAUGGAUCCACCCGUAAGGGGACAGCAUACUUCAAAACUGUGGAAAAUGGACAUUACAGAUAAUUAUCACUGGCUGUUAAACAGCUUUUAUACCAUAUUGCACAAAUAAUCUGUGACAAUCGCGGGAUACGUGUGUUUACUUAGCAAACUGUAUGGUUUACCUGUCAUUUGAGUAUGUAUAUGUAGUAUAUACACUUAUGUGAAAACAUUAGCAGUUAGCAAAAUUGUGAAGACAUUCGUGAUCAUUUGAACAAAUCUUCAUCUUCGCUGUUUUGUAAUAUAUGGGCUUUUAUUAAACUGAUAAACAUGACAAAUCAAAAACAAA
Messenger RNA from Puntigrus tetrazona (Sumatra barb), 3287 nucleotides. RefSeq names its product calcium-responsive transactivator-like. The transcript has 12 exons. Gene Ontology annotation, biological process: positive regulation of dendrite morphogenesis; positive regulation of transcription by RNA polymerase II. Bases 1223 to 2347 code for a protein of 374 amino acids. The record is from RefSeq and is a predicted model, not a curated record. NCBI's taxonomy places the organism in Eukaryota, Metazoa, Chordata, Actinopteri, Cypriniformes, Cyprinidae. Gene Ontology annotation, cellular component: nucleus. Gene Ontology annotation, molecular function: transcription coactivator activity.